AUGGGGAAGAAGGAUAAAAAUGAGGAGCGGAAGGAGAGAAUCCUGAAUCUCACACUGGAGAUUAUCUAUCUGCUGACUGGAGAGGGCUACGUCAUCCCUAAGAAGAAGAGCCCAACUGUGGGUUUGGGGGCCCUGCAUGCCCCUGGCUCCGUCAUACAGAAGGAAAAUGACAAGAAGAUCCUGGAACUCAUCUCCAACAUCAUCCAGCUGCUGACUGGAGAGGUUGCCAUAAGGUGUGAGGAUGUUUCCAUCUAUUUUUCCUUGGAGGAGUGGGAGUAUAUAAAAGGAAACAAGGCCCUUUACAGGGAAGGGAUAAAGGAGGAGGAGGAGCCCCAGCAGCUCCGCCCACUGGCGGAACAGCCCCCACCGGCCAAUGGGAUUAAAGAGGAGGCGGCUUCAUGUGAAGGGGGAAACCAAUCAGAUUGCAGCAUUAAUCCCCUUACAGAACAGAUACAGGGAACAGACACACCUACUCCUAUCAUGGGGCGGAGCCUGAAUAACAGCUCGGCAGAGGAUUAUAAACCGGUUGUCAUUAAAGAGGAGGCGAGUUCAUGGGAGGAAGAAAAGCCCCUCGCAGAAGGAACACAAGGAACAGACACAGCGACUCUCAUGGGGCGGAGCCUGAAUAGCAGCGGCUUCCCUAAGGAUACAGCCAGUGGUACUGAAGAGGAAUCGGAUUCAUGGGAAACGGACCAUAAUUACUGCAACAUAAAUACAGAGCAGCCACCGGGAACGGACCAAUCAGCUACCACCAUGGGCUGCAGCCUGAACACCAACUCGCCAGCGAAUUAUGUAUCAUUUGUUAUUAAAGAGGAGGUGGCUACAUGGGAAGGCGAAAUCCAAUCGUAUUACAGAAUUCAUCCCCUUACAGAACAGAUACAGGGAACAGACACACCUACUCCUAUCAUGGGGUGCAGCCUGAAUAACAGCUCGGCAGAGGAUUAUAUAUCAGUUGUUAUUAAAGAGGAUAAAUCUUCAUGGGAAGGGGGAAACCAAUCAGAUUGCAGCAUUAAUCCCCUUAAAGAACAGAUACAGGGAACAGACACACCUACUCCUAUCAUGGGGUGCAGCCUGAAUAUCUUAGAAAUGAAGGAUAAUAAUUAUGAUAAAAAUUCCCACCAAUCUCCACAUAAAUCUGAAAUAACAAAAUAUAUAUCAUGUGGGAAAUACAGCUGCAAUGAGAAUCAUAAACAUUUUAAUUCUAAUAGAGACUUUAAUAAACGUCGGAGAACCCACACAGGGGAGAAACCUUUUUCUUGUUCAGAAUGUGGGAAAGGUUUUUCAAGCAAAUUUCAUCUUGAUCGGCAUGAAAGGACUCACACAGGGGAGAAACCAUUUUCUUGUUCAGAAUGUGGGAAAUGUUUUUCAAGCAAAUUUCAUCUUGAUCGGCAUCACAGGACUCACACAGGGGAGAAACCAUUUUCUUGUUCUGAAUGUGGGAAAUGUUUUUCAGACCAAUCCCACCUUAAAACUCAUCAGAGAAUCCACACAGGGGAGAAACCAUUUUCAUGUUCUUUAUGUGGGAAAUGUUUUUCAGACCAAUCCCACCUUAAAACUCAUCAGAGAAUCCACACAGGGGAGAAACCAUUUUCAUGUUCUUUAUGUGGGAAAUGUUUUUCAGACCAAUCCCACCUUAAAACUCAUCAGAGAACCCACACAGGGGAGAAACCAUUUUCAUGUUCUGAGUGUGGGAAAUGUUUCUCAGACCAAUCUGACCUGAACUUUCAUUAUAGAACCCACACAGGGGAGAAACCAUUUUCAUGUUCUGAAAGUGUGAAAUCUUUUUCAGACCAGUCACUCCUUAAAAUUCAUCAUGGAAUCCAUACAGGGGAGAAACCAUUCCAUUGCAUUGAAUGUGGGAAAUGUUUUUCAAAGCAAUCUGAUCUUGAUUGUCAUCAAAGGACUCACACAGGGGAGAAACCAUUUUCUUGUUCUGAAUGUGGGGAAUAUUUUUCAGACCAGUCCAACCUGAAAAUUCAUUAUAAAACCCACACAGGGGUGAAACCAUUUUCAUGUUCUGAAUGUGGGAAAUGUUUUCCAGACCAAUCCCACCUUAAAACUCAUCAGAGAACCCACACAGGGGAGAAACCAUUUUCAUGUUCUGAGUGUGGGAAAUGUUUUUCCUGUCAAUCUAGCCUUAAUCGGCAUCAAAAGAUUCACACACGGGAGAAACCAUUUUCUUGUUCUGAAUGUGGGAAAUGUUUUUCAGACCAAUCACUCCUUAAAAGUCAUCAGAGAACCCACACAGGAGAGAAACCAUUUUCAUGUUCUGAGUGUGGGAAAUGUUUUUACUGUCAAGCUAACCUUAAUCGGCAUAAAAGGACUCACACAGGGGAGAAACCAUUUUCUUGUUCUGAAUGUGGGAAAUGUUUUUCAGACCAAUCACUCCUUAAAACUCAUGAGAGAACCCACACAGGGGAGAAACCAUUUUCAUGUUCUGUAUGUGGGAAAUGUUUUUACUGUCAAUCUAAUCUUAAUCGGCAUCAAAGGACUCACACAGGGGAGAAACCAUUUUCUUGUUCUGAAUGUGGGAAAUGUUUUUCAGACCAAUCACUCCUUAAAAUUCAUCAGAGAACCCACACAGGGGAGAAACAAUUUUCUUGUUCUGAAUGUGGGAAAUGUUUUUCAGACCAAUCACUCCUUAAAACUCAUCAGAGAAUCCACACAGGGGAGAAACCAUUUUCAUGUUCUGUAUGUGGGAAAUGUUUUUACUGUCAAUCUAACCUUAAUCGGCAUCAAAGGACUCACACACAGGAGAAACCAUUUUCUUGUUCUGAAUGUGGGAAAUGUUUUUCAGACCGAUCACUCCUUAAAACUCAUCAGAGAAUCCACACAGGGGAGAAACUAUUAUCAUGUUCUGAAUGUGGGAAAUUUUUUUUCUCUCAAUCUAGCCUUAUUCGGCAUCAAAGGACUCACACAGGGGAGAAACCAUUUUCAUGUUCUGAGUGUGGGAGAUGUUUUUCAAUGCAACGUGACCUGAAACUUCAUUCUAGAACCCACGCAUUUGUGAAAAAUUUUUCUUGUUCUGAAUGUGGGAAAUUUUUUCCAAAGCAAUCUGAGCUUGAUUGUCAUAAAUAUGUUCACACAGUGGAGAAACCAUUAAAUAUACCUUCACAAGGACGUAAAACGUAAA
Messenger RNA from Xenopus tropicalis (tropical clawed frog), 3133 nucleotides. It is a transcript of the gene znf782, whose product is annotated as zinc finger protein 782. Gene Ontology annotation, cellular component: nucleus. Bases 1 to 3132 code for a protein of 1043 amino acids. The transcript has 4 exons. NCBI's taxonomy places the organism in Eukaryota, Metazoa, Chordata, Amphibia, Anura, Pipidae. Gene Ontology annotation, biological process: regulation of DNA-templated transcription. The record is from RefSeq and is a predicted model, not a curated record.